AUGUUUCUCGUGUCUCUUCUCUUGGCCGCCCUGGUCACGGUCCAGUCUGUCAUUGCCUCCCCCGUCCGCUCUGGCUUCGAGUACACCAUCAAGGAAUCUCACCAUGUCCCACUGAAAUGGUCAAGAGUGGGAAACUCUCACCCAUUUCACUUGUUGAAGCUCAGUAUCGGCCUUACACCAAACAAUUUCGGACUCCUCGAGCAACAUCUGCAUCAAGUCUCGGACCCAUCCCACCAUCGUUAUGGCAAACACUUGUCCCAACAGGAAGUCCACGACCUUCUCAGUCCGUCCGAUGACACCACCGAGUUGAUCGAAGAGUGGCUGUCCGAGAACGACAUUGAUCCGUCUCAUUGCCAGUACAAUGCUGCCCGAGACUGGAUCACUCUGACCCUGCCCGUUGCUCAAGUCGAACGUCUCCUUCACACCAAGUAUUCAGUUUACCAACAUCAAGACGGCACCAAACUCGUUCGAACCACUCAAUGGUCUCUACCACGUUCACUCCAUGACCAUGUCACCACCAUCCAACCCACCACUGCAUUCCUUCGAGCAAAUCCAAAAGGAGAAACUGUCCUGACUGUCCCUACCGAGGUCGACCUCGACCAACUGACCGCCGCCGCAAACUCCAGCUCGUUGAACCGUGUUUGCAACUUUGCUGGCAUGACGACCACAUGCCUACGUACUCUGUACAACACCGUCAACUACGCUGUUCAAUCCUCCAGCAAGAACCAGAUAGGCUUUACGAACUACUUGGGCCAGGUUUCCAGUCGUGCCGAUGCAAAACUUUACCUCCAAAACUUCCGCCCUCAAGCUGCCAAUUCGUCCUAUGCAAUCAAUCAAAUCUCUGUUAACAACGGACCUUUGGACAAUGCCACUAUUGGCGCCGGUAUUGAGGGUAACCUCGACCUCGAAACCAUCCUCGGCAUGGUCUUUCCUACUCCGGUCACCUUAUACUCGACCGGUGGUACACCGCCCUUUGAUCCGGACACCUUCACCACCACAAAUACCAACGAACCCUAUCUGACCUGGGUGCUGUACAUGCGCGAGCAAGAUUCCAACACCAUCCCCAAUGUCAUCUCCACCUCCUACGGCGACGACGAACAGACUGUGCCGGAGCCGUACGCGAGAACUGUGUGCAACCAGUUCGCCGCUCUUGGCGCCCAAGGCAUCUCGCUCUUCUUUAGUUCAGGGGACUACGGUGUCGGCGCCAAUGAUAGCUGCAUUUCGAACGAUGGCCAAAACCGUACCGCUUUCCUUCCAGCUUUCCCGGCCUCUUGUCCCUAUGUCACCACUGUCGGUGGAACCAGAGACUAUCCAGAGGUGGUAGCUUACGACGUCCAGAACGGUUAUGCUUCUGGGUCCGGUUUCAGCAAUUACUUCACGCGACCAUCAUGGCAAGCAGUCGCUGUCGAGAGAUAUCUGGACACAAUCGGCGACCAGUUUCGGGGCAUGUACAACACUGUGGGCCGCGCUUACCCUGAUCUGGCAGCACAGAGCUACAGAUAUCUCGUGUUCGUUGACGCAGGUGUCCGAAGUGUGGAUGGAACGAGUUGUGCAACCCCAACGGUGGCCAGCAUUUUCUCCCUGGUCAAUGAUGCUUUGAUCGCCAAAGGCAAACCACCCAUGGGCUGGUUGAAUCCGUGGCUUUACCAACAAGGCUUCACCGCUUUCACCGAUAUUGUGAAUGGAAGCAGUAUCGGGUGCAACGGUGCCGGCUUCACUGCUGCUGAGGGCUGGGAUGUCGCCAGUGGGUUUGGCACGCCAGACUUUGAGAAGAUCCUGGAUAUUCUCUCGGUUGGAAGUGGAAGUUCCUAA
Capronia coronata CBS 617.96 is the source of this 1812-nucleotide messenger RNA. RefSeq lists its product as uncharacterized. The transcript is spliced from 2 exons. NCBI's taxonomy places the organism in Eukaryota, Fungi, Ascomycota, Eurotiomycetes, Chaetothyriales, Herpotrichiellaceae. The coding region runs from base 1 to 1812 and encodes 603 amino acids. The record is from RefSeq and is a predicted model, not a curated record. Gene Ontology annotation, biological process: proteolysis. Gene Ontology annotation, molecular function: serine-type endopeptidase activity; tripeptidyl-peptidase activity.